GUGUUCAGCAGAUUCGUUAACAAGAAGACACGGAAGAGACGCAGGUUACCAUCACGCUGCGAUUUUGGAGGUGGGCGCAAUGGUACUGCAAAAUAUGUUCAGCGCCUUAUCCUUCCUCCAUUAUCGCAAAGAUGACGACUUUGUUGAUCGGCUUUCCUACUUCUACACGUCGUCGUUUUUAAUUAUGAUGGCUGUUUUAGUCAGCUUUAAACAGUUUGGAGGUAGACCCUUGGAAUGUUGGGUACCUGCACAAUUUACUAGUUCUUGGGAGGCGUACACAGAAAUGUACUGCUGGGCACAAAAUACCUAUUGGGUGCCUAUAGACCAGGAUAUUCCGGACGAAAUUUCCGAGCGUGAGUAUAGGCAGAUAUCAUAUUAUCAAUGGGUACCGUUCUUUCUUCUAAUUGAAGCCUUUCUGUACUAUAUUCCUUGCCUUAUGUGGCGCUUGAUGAGUGAUAAAUCAGGUAUACGCUUGAACGAUAUCGUACAGCUAGCAACGGAGAAAGAAAAUAUUGAGUCUGACUAUAGACUACGUACUAUUGAGUCUCUUUCCAGGCAUAUUGAAUAUCAACAUACCGCAACGUCUCGAACUCAGUACACACUACACAGAGUUUUCAAGUGCUUUAAUAUGCGAUAUUAUGAGAGCUAUGUUACUGGAUUAUACCUCGCAACAAAAAUAAUGUAUGUAGGAAAUAUUUUGACAAAUCUGAUAUUAGUCAACAAGUUUCUUGAAACUGACGAAUAUUCGAUAUAUGGGAUUGGUGUUGUUCGUGAUCUUCUUUUUGGCCGUACUUGGAUGGAGUCUGGAAACUUUCCUCGUGUCACUUUAUGCGAUUUCGAAGUGCGUGUUUUAGGAAACAACCAACGUCAUUCAGUUCAAUGUGUUUUGGUGAUUAACAUAUUCAACGAAAAAAUUUUUAUUCUUAUAUGGUUGUGGUUUUCUGUACUUUUUGUUGCUGCUACACUGGACGCUUUAUAUUGGUUUAGUAUAUCACUGUUUCAUAGAGACCGUUUUCGUUUUGUUCUGCGUCAUUUGGAACUGACCACAGAUCCAGAUAGGCCAGAAUUGUUCAGGAAAGAAAAAAGAAAACAAGUGGAGCAUUUUCUGAAAACUUAUCUGAAGGUGGACGGAGUUUUAGUACUUCGUAUGAUAGCGCUUCAUGCUGGUGUUAUGUACUGUACAGAAAUUACUGAUGCAUUGUGGAAAAGAUACCUCUCGCAGCACCCAGAAAAUUUGAUUGAUGAAGAUUCUUCAUUAAUCAAUUUUGCUCGGACGCAGUCGAUUCGGCGAAGUCGGGCUGGUGGUGGCGAUACGCAUCCCUUACAGGCCAAUCGCACUCACGAACCACUCUCUCGGUUCUUAUCAAAUCGAAGCCAGGAUUCAGUCCCGUGAGU
Enterobius vermicularis (human pinworm) is the source of this 1395-nucleotide messenger RNA. Lineage: Eukaryota; Metazoa; Nematoda; Chromadorea; Rhabditida; Oxyuridae. The record is from the annotation of a GenBank genome assembly.